Molecule: messenger RNA, 4351 nt
Organism: Exophiala oligosperma
Lineage: Eukaryota; Fungi; Ascomycota; Eurotiomycetes; Chaetothyriales; Herpotrichiellaceae
Exons: 3
Coding region: 1-2022 (673 amino acids)
Biological process (GO): positive regulation of transcription by RNA polymerase II
Cellular component (GO): nucleus
Molecular function (GO): transcription cis-regulatory region binding; zinc ion binding; DNA-binding transcription factor activity, RNA polymerase II-specific
Source: RefSeq, a predicted model, not a curated record
AUGUUGAACGAAAAGGACCGUCAGUCUGUGUUGUUCACAGUCCCCCAAAUCUUGACAAGUGGGAAGUCGGCACAGACGACGCUCCCCCCGCGUUGUCGAAAGAGCCGACUGGGGUGCGAUACAUGCAAGCAGCGCCGCAUCAAAUGCGAUGGAACAAUUCCAAGCUGUGCGAGAUGCUUAAAGCGUGGUCUGGAAUGCCCCGGGCCCAAAACUACAGCACCCCUCAAAUGGCGCACAGAUACGACAAUUGACCAGGUUUCCGACAAGAGUCCAACGAAGCACCGACGAAGCUUGCCUAAGCAGUGCAUUACCGGAGAAGAAGACUUCACCGCGGGCAAAUGUGUUCCCCUCGACCCUCAAAGGGCUUCAUUCGCUAGAAUGAAGACCACAAGGGCAGCCAUCGGCAAUGCUUCUUUCUCUCCGGGAUCCUAUCCGCCCCGCGGUCCAGACUACGACUAUUCAGAAGCCAUCCAAUAUGGAUUUGAACGAUGCUGGGAUCUUGACAACACCGAUACUGCGAUGAGAGAUGUAGAAGUCUCAACUCCCAGUGACAAUAGCUGUCGCGAUAGCUUUGAAACCACUUUUGACAGUGAAUCUCUUGAUCGACAAAGGUCACGGGAUUCCAUCUGCGCGAGCCCGCUUCGCCAGGUGAGUUUAUCUUCUCAGGUACGCUCCUUCUACAUCGGGCAUUACUUCUCAUCUGUCGUGCCAAUUUUCACCAUCUGCGAUGGGCCUGAUGACCCGUUUGGCGCGGCGCUGCUGCCUUACAUGUCGACGGAUGGACCUCUCACGCAAGUCCUGGCCGCUAUCGCUUGUCUUCACCAGUCCAACAGCCGGAACGACACCAACAUUCCGGAUUACGCAGUGGCCCUGCGAUCACAGGCCGUUGCUACUGUUAGGGAGAAGGUCCGUUCCGUCAGGGCCGGACACGAGACUGCAGUGACCUGUCUCAUGCUUGCGGCAACAGAAAGCUAUUUCAAUCCCAACGCUUGUGGCUUGGUCUAUCUCGAGGCUGUGAGGCAAUUGUUCGAAGUGCGGGCUGGAUUGCUCGACACCAUUCCGGCCUGCUUCAUCAGACUGCUGGGGUGGUUGGAGAUGUUGACCAGCAUGACGUCUCGAAUCUAUGUACCACGGCCGCACAUCGCAGUGCAGGAUUCUGUUUGGGUCGAAAAGGUGUGUGAUGGGAGGGUCGACGUUCUUUUGGGAUCUUGGUCGGAGGUAUUGCCUGCGAUAUGUCAGUUGAACGCGUUGGCUCGACAGGUCCCUUUUGGAAAGUGGACAAAACGCCGCGAAGAGAUCGUGCUAGCCAUUGAAGCUUCUUUACUGGAGGGUCGGCACGGAUAUGCCGGUGAGAGUUGUUUCUCUGACGAGAGCCUGGGUGGUUUCGAUGACGCCGAAUCGGUGGCCCUGUUCAGCCCGAUGCCAUACACCCUCCAAGCUUCCGCCUCAGAAGGGUUACCCAACUCGCCAUCUCCAGAUGACGUUGUUCUCUCAUGGAUCAACUCUAUGGACCCUGAGCCACCGAGCGACACCAACAGUGUGUCUGGCAGCGCGACCCCAUCUUCUUCCUUGAUUGACCAGGACAACUCUCUGGUACACUACUGUCAAAUUAUGGGCAGUGCAUAUCGGUUCGCGGCACUACUGGAACUGUACCAUACGUAUCCAUCCGUUCUGGCAAGGCGGCUACCGCUCCUCUCCGGUCCCUCAUCUCCCACAUCCGACGCGUACUUUGCCGCUCUAUCGUCACACAUCAUUUCACUAUUGAGCGCGAUACCGCCCGAGAGCCGCCUGUUCAACGUGUGUUCUUACCCGCUCAUGACCGCCGGACAAUUUUGCUCUGGCGAGCAGGAGCGGAAGUGGGUUCAGGGGGUUGUAGAUCAACUACGGCACAAGAACGGCAUCGCGGCCGUCAUGGUCCUGGGUGAGACUCUGGAAGAAAUCUGGGAGAGACGUGACCGGGGGGAGGAUCUGGUCUGGACGACCGUGUUCGUGGAAAAGGGAUGCGAAAUGCUGAUCAACUGACCAAAGUUUCCUACGGUUAAUAACCCCCACAAACGAACACGGUGAUAUUCUGUCCGACUUGCGGUGUAGUCAUGAGGAAUGUGCUCCCUUGUUCUGAAUGCUUGAUUAAGAACGAAACAUGUGCGGAAUACGGCCUGCCAGGAAAUUUGAUGGCAUGUGGACGUGACAUGACAAACAUGUCUGCAUUCACAAUAUAUACUUGAACUCUGCUUUGAUUUUCGUACAUCAAUCAGCUGAAGUACAGAAAACUUCCCUCAGCACCGGACGAGGCUUCGUGAAAGUGAAAUUGGUUCUGCGCUCGCUCGCUAGUGAGCCAUGCCGACAGCCGCCAUCUUUUCCACGUACUGGGCAUACCGAGCUGCGCUCUUCUUGCGCAGGCUCUUGCCCUUCCAGAUCAUGACCAGGACCGUGGCGCACUGGACCAUGGCGGCCGCGGCGGCCACGAUGAAGGCGUUCUGGUGGCCCAGGUUCUGGACCCAGGGCGUGACCCCGUAGCCGAUGGCGAAGCUCAUCGUGUUCCGGAUCAGGAUGACGGUGACGAUGGCCUCGCCGCUCAGCGCGCGGUACGACUCGAUGCAGUAGUUGCACAUGCCCUGGACGGAGAUAGCGCUCGCGCCCGAGACGACGAAGGCGGCGAAGACGGCGCCGAACCAGUGGAUCCCCCGGCUGGACCCGACGCCCCAGAGGAUCAGGCCGAACGGCAGCAGGACGAUCGCCGGGGUGAGGAGCCAGAGGCGGUACUCGCUCUCGAGGAUGCCGCCCCUCCGGCGGGCCAUGGCCAGGGUGACCCGGUUGCCCCAGAUGCCGGUGUAGGCGGCGCCGACAAACACCCCCAGCAGGGGCGCGAUGUAGGACACGCCGACCAUGCUGGUGCUGAACCCGUAGGUCCCGGAGAGGAUGAGCGCCGAGGUGGCGUUGAGCACGUUGAACCACACCAGGCUGGACCCGUAGUAGAAGCCGCAGAACACGAUGACGGGGAAGCGCAGGUAGAUCAGGGGCCGCUUCACCAUGCCCCAGAAGUGGUUUUCCUUCCGCAGGUCCUCCUUUUGCCAGAGUUGAAGCUUGGUCAGGUACGUCUUGGGUUUUUGUUGCCGUCGUUGUCGUUGUUGUUGGUCUUGAGACACCACUCCCUCGUCGAGCUCGGAGGUGUUGAUCGAGCCGAUGUUGUUGGUGCCGGUCACUGCGGAUUCCUUGGUUUCUUCCGCAGGCGUCUCGACCGACGUGCUUUCAAGGCGCUUUUCUUCCUCCUCGACCGUGACGGCGGCCACAGAGGCUUGAACGUGGAGCCGGACAAAGUUGGUCUCCUCCAUGAAGAAGAACAGGAAGACAAACACAAUGGCGCAGAGGAUGGCGCACCAGUACUACUCAAAAUACUCUUUUGUCAGCAAAACGGAAAAAUGUGAGUGGAAACGGGGAGGGGGCCACGGUCAUGAGCACUCACCAGAACCCAUCGCCAGCCUUGUCCGGUGGCAAUGAAGCCCGAAAUGAUGGGAGCGCUGAGGUUGCUGCCAGACAGAGACAGCGCAUACACGGCCGUGUAGAAUCCUCUCUGGUGAGUGUAGUACUGUAGUAGAACACGCAAAGAGUAUCAGCAGGCAGACCUUUUGUUGGAGGACAUAUUCAUCGGACAAGCAAACUGACCAGAUCGGUAAUGGUAAUCUCGCAGAGGCUCUCGAUGGGCGAUCCGAAGAAACCCUGGAGGAUCUUGCUGGCGAUCCACUGCGCAUUGUUCGUGGUGUAAGGGGCCCAAAUCAUCGUUCCCAUGGUCCCCAGGACACUGAUCAGGUACGUGGGACGUUUGCCGAACUGCAGUGCAAACGGUUGCCAGAACAAGCAACUCCAGCCUAGCAGGAGGAACUGUUUUUGCACACAUGUUAGCGCCCGGAUGUGCAUCGCAUGUGGUAUGCUUCAGCGCGCAUCGACCGCAGCCAAGCUUACCAUGUAUCCUGUGCCCUGGUUGAGAUUGUUCAAGGUCAAGGUCGAGUUGGCCUGAAUGUCACCAAAGACCGAGUACAUGGCUGCUGUGGAGACUCCCACCGCCAUCAUGUACGCGAUCAUGCACGACAGCGCCAGCAACUUGCGUCGGGGAGACCAUGUCAGAGGGUCGUUGGGGUCGUCCUGAGGUGAUACCCAAGAAACAAACAUCGAGUCAGCCAGCUAGUCUCCUUCUUUUUUUCCAAAUGUGAAUGUUCGUGAACUCACGGUGGGUGUUGGGAUGAGGAUGAGAUCUUUGUUUUCUCCCGACCCGUGAGUCGCUUGCAUGGUGCCCUCCAAGUCGAUGAGGUGCACUGUGCCCGGGAUGGGAACUUCUUCAGCCGUCAUGUUGGGC